This is a messenger RNA of Erythranthe guttata (spotted monkey flower), 1594 nucleotides long. It is a transcript of the gene ASHR2, whose product is annotated as ASH1-related protein 2. Gene Ontology annotation, molecular function: protein binding. The record is from RefSeq and is a predicted model, not a curated record. NCBI's taxonomy places the organism in Eukaryota, Viridiplantae, Streptophyta, Magnoliopsida, Lamiales, Phrymaceae.
CAAUUUUUGGGUAUAGAGUAAUUUCAAUUUAGGCUCUCCUCCCAAACACACCUUUACGCCUUUCUGCUCUCACACAGUCCCCUGUCUCACUCCAAACUCGCCGCCGCCGCCGUUCACCAUCUUCGCCGGAAAAUAGAGUAACAUGUCUAACGAUAAUGGUUCGAUUAAAAUGGUGGAGAUUGAGAAUAAAGGUAGAGCACUGGUUUCUUCUAGGCCGCUGAAUGCCGGAGAAAUAGUCCUCAAGGACUGUCCCAUCCUCCUCUACUCCGCCGCCCCUCACGCCACCGCCGCCGCCGCCGCCGCCAAUUACUGCGCCAAUUGCUUCAGAACAAUCCCGCCGCACUCCGCAACAACAGUCCCUUGCCCUAAUUGCGCCGCCGCCUCACUCUUCUGCACUCCACACUGCCAAUCCAUCGCCCUCUCCUCUUCCCACACCCCAUUCGUCUGCCAAUCCCUAAUCCGCCUCCGCGCCGCCGAUUCUCCGCUCCUCCACCACCACCACGACCGCCUUAUCCAAGCUCGGUUCCUCAUCUCCGCCUACAAUCUCGCGACGGCGUCCCCCUCCCAUUUCCAAACCCUCCUCUCACUACAAGGCGAACCAAUUAAAGACGAGGAAUCCAUUUUCCUACACUCGGUAAUUUCGUCGAUUCUCCCUGCAUCGUCAAAUCUCCGGCAAAUCGGAUUCUCAUUAGAGCUGACCGCCGCCCUACUGGCGAAAGACAAGCUGAACGCAUUCGGGCUGAUGGAGCCUUUCGACCAAGACGUCGAAAACAGGUCCGUUAGGGCUUACGGGGUUUACCCACGCGCCUCGUUCUUCAACCACGACUGCCUGCCAAAUGCUUGUCGAUUUGACUACGUCGACUCAGUCCCCGAUUUGAGCAACACCAGCAUUGUUGUGAGGGUUAUCCACGAUGUACCCGCGGGGAGAGAGAUUUGCCUGAGUUAUUUUCCGGUCAAUCUCAAGUACUCCGAGAGGCAAGUAAGGUUGAAGGAAGAUUACGGUUUUGUCUGCGAUUGCGACCGCUGCAAAGUGGAGGCUAAUUGGUCGGAUAACGAGGAAGAAAUGGACCAAGAAGAUGAUGACAUGGAUGGUGACGACAUGACGGGUGAUGACGACAACAUGGAUGGCGAGGACGACGAUGACAUGGCGAAAGAAAACGACGAUUUCCCACAUGCGUAUUUCUUCGUGAGAUACAUGUGCGGUAGAGACAAUUGCGGUGGUACGUUGGCUCCUGUACCGCCGGUGGAUGCUCGAACAUCGUCUGUUAUGGAGUGUAAUGUUUGCGGCAGCUUGAGCAACUCCGAAGACUGAAUAAAUAGACAUAGACAAAAAAAAGGUAAGAGUACUUACUUAAAUGGAGUCAGUUUCGCACCGGAAAAUUUUCGACUGGCUCCGAUCAUUGUACUGUAUUAGUCUGCAAAUUGCAAAUUACCAUACAUUCGCUAUCUAUAUAAAAUACACGCACACAUGUUGGUGUGAGUGUGUAAACGAAUGAUACACAUCUCUAUUCGAUAUACAUCCAUUCGAUAUUAUCUUUUUUUGGUACUCGUAAAAUUCUAAACGGGGUUUAAAAGAAGGAAAAAAAACGGCAUU